This is a messenger RNA of [Torrubiella] hemipterigena, 1560 nucleotides long. Lineage: Eukaryota; Fungi; Ascomycota; Sordariomycetes; Hypocreales; Clavicipitaceae. The record is from the annotation of a GenBank genome assembly.
AUGCAACACUCGUUCAUUCUCAUGUCUCUGCUCUGUUUAGGCACCGGGCAUCCCACUGGCGCCGACAAAGAGCCCAAUGCACCGCGAGCCACCACACAGCAAGGACCUAUACGAGGCAUUUCCACGGACCAAUAUGUCAAUGCCUUCCUUGGUAUUCCAUAUGCUCAGCCUCCUGUCGAUUCACUCCGAUUCAUGGCCCCUCAACCUCUGGCAACAAUGUCGCCUGCUAUUGACCAUCCAGUGCGCAACGCCACUGCAUUUGGCCCUGUCUGCUACCAGUUCCAUUACAAUAGCGUAAUGGGUAACGCUCUCACUGAGACGAGUGGCCAGUCUGAAGACUGUCUUACUUUGAACGUCUUUGUCCCCAAGCGCAGGCCCUGUAAACAAAACAAGCCCAUGCCUGUCUUUGUGUGGUCCUUUGGUGGCGCGUUUGGAGAGGGCGGUGGCAGUAUGCCCAUGUUUAACCCAACAAACUUCGUGGCGAGGAACAAGGAUAUUAUAGUUGUCACCUGGAAUUACCGGACAACACUCUUUGGCUUCCCCAAUUCUCCUGCCCUCGACCAACAGAACUUGGGAAUCCGUGAUCAGCGUGUCGCCCUAGAAUGGGUGCGAGACAACAUUGCUGGAUUUGGUGGUGACCCUAACCACAUCGUACUAGGUGGACAGUCUUCCGGGGCAGACUCUGGUAAUGCCAUGCUGUAUACCCACAAAGACGACCCCAUUGCUAUCGGAGCUGUCUUCCAGAGUGGUACUGUGCAGAUUAUCGGUGCAUCUACAUCCAACCAAGACUCAGAGUUUGUCCGAGCUGCAAACUCGGUCGGAUGCGCAGACCCUGCGAACAGAAAUCGAGAAUUAGAAUGCAUGCGAAGAACUAAUGCCGACAUUCUCCAUCAUGCCAUCUCCAAUAAUACUCUAAACGCGUUUGGGGCGCCUCCGGGUGGCAGCCCUAUGGUUGAUAACGAGACCCUGUUCACAUUGCAAGAAUACGAUGCCCGUGGUAGGGCUGGUAGAUUUGCCAAGAUUCCUACAUUAAUCGGAAGCUUAGAUGACGAAGGCGAGGCCAUUGUAAAUUGGUCCAAAGAGUGUGGCAUCAACAAGACCACUGCCGCAAACAUCACGCCUAUGCUUCAGUGCAAUGUGGCCCUUGAAUCACGUUAUCGUCAUCUUAACCAAGUUCCCACUUGGCGUUACCGAUACAGGGGCAUAUUUCCUGGAGUGACGCCGUAUAAGUGGCUCGGUUCCUACCACGAGAGUGACGUCGCAAUACUGCUGGGUUCUUUUGACUCUAUCGCACACACAGAUAAAUCGUCGCCAAUCACUGCAGCAGCAUCACAAUACCUUCAACAAGUUGUCGCAACGUUCAUUCGCAACCCGACCAGCGGGUUAAGCCAUGUGUAUAAGUGGCCUGUCUACAACCCGGGCGAGAAUACAUUGGUUCAACUCUUUACCAACAAUACCAUUGGGGCAACUUUGACCAGUCCCAUGAAAUUCGAUACCAUCUGCAACAACCUGCCUCCCAUGUCGUGGGAAGCUGUUGGUGCGCCCGCGCCUGUAUGUUGA